Molecule: messenger RNA, 3597 nt
Organism: Asterias rubens (European starfish)
Lineage: Eukaryota; Metazoa; Echinodermata; Asteroidea; Forcipulatida; Asteriidae
Exons: 2
Coding region: 1286-2551 (421 amino acids)
Source: RefSeq, a predicted model, not a curated record
UCGUCGAGGCUUCAUACACAUCGAGGCUGUGCAUAGCGGAGUCUCGACAUAGAGAGCUGUGACACCGGGGGAAGAUAGAGCAGUGAGCACGGCGCGGAUCAAGUCAACGCUAGCAUCACACAAUAAACACCGUAACAUCUCUGCAUAAAAUAAAAUAAUACAAAACGUGUCUGGGUGUCCAUGCUGUCAGCGAACAUGCCUAGGAUUCCUCGUUGAUCAUCAACAGCCAAGCCCCGAACGUGUGUACAGCUAGAUACUACAUCACAAGGUUUCAUGUUGGCCUUAUCAUCAAGUAGAAGGAGAAGACUGUUAGUAUUAUAGAGACAUUGUGGAUUAUUACACUUCUGUUGGUGUGUAUUUGAUAUUAUAUCAGCUCUUCAAAAUAUCUGUCAAAAUAUCUAGAAUGGAAGUUGUUUAUCCGCGAUAUUGGAAUUAUUGAAAAUCUACGACGCACAUCAUUAUGAACUAUAUUAUUUUAAACGUGGUCAGCCCGGCAGUCGGAGACUGUGAUUAUACCUGAAUCCUGAAUCUUCUGGGGGUAAACACAAAGGAGUUGACUUGUCACAAAUGAGUGGACUUGGGGUUCUCAUUUCAAGAUGUGUAGGCGUAUGUGUCAGACACAAGUGAAAUACUUCGUGAUGAUGUAGGCCUGUGUGACCCCAUCUGUGUGCCUUCGCUAUAGGUUCAUUCAUCGCUACUCAUCCGUCAAAAUCGUCAUGAUCCGACCACUGUAAUAGACAGGACAAUUAAACGUACUGGACUAGUGUUCAGUCACUCCCCUCAAGCGAAAAAUAUUUUUAUUGGAAACUGAAUUGACCGGAAUUCUGCUUCUUUGUACCAAUUUGGCGCCCAUUCUUGAUGUUGUUUUGAUGCGCCCUUUACGUCGACAUCGUAGAGCUAAUGGUAUAAUUUCAUGCGUAUAGUGCCAUUGGAGCAUUGAAGAACAUUGAAUAUCUGUGGUACUUUCUCUAUGGUUGGAAUUGCAUCUUUAACUAUUGAAAGUUUGUUUCCCUUCGGAGUGAUAGAUCAACCAUUGCAUUGUUGAGUUCACGGUGAGAAUGAUUAUAAAGAUGAUUCAGGAUGGACUAUUUUGUCAAGCUCACUGGAGUAACUGUGUUGAAAUAUGCAUUAGAUUGAGUGGAGUAGCAGGCGUGUUUAGCGACAUGUACCGCUGCAGUCACGCAGUCACGAAGGUGUGAGGGAGCUCAGGAAUGCCCCUGCAGUUUCCACUCCAGCCUUCUAAUGUCGGCUGAGGCGUUAAGGCGAAUCGAACAGACAUAACACCAUGAAAAAGAGAACGAAAUACACGGACAUUUCCCGCUCAGACGUGGAGCUACACGAUGGGGAAAGCUCGAGUGCGGCAACGAGUAGCCAGAGCGCGUACCAGAGCACGAGUAGCAUGCCGGCCACUCGGCUCACCACGGCCGGUAAAGUGGUGGCCGCGCUCCGCAAUGGUGAUCUGGAGGGACAGGUCAGGAACUUCGGCCGUCAUCUCAGGCGCCCUGGACCCGAUGACCAGGUGGUGUUAGACCAGCUACUAGACGGACUGGACGAUCUCAGCUCCGUGGAUAAAUACUCGUAUUGCCGUGUUGUACAACGUCUAGGGGAGACUCUCAUAGAACACUGCUUAGGAUACUUGUGCACUGAUGUUGGCAACCCCGAUGUCUGUCUGGAUCUAAAGAUGCAAAAUGUGCUGAGAAUUCUCUGGAUGUCUUGUCUUUACACGCCAGCAUUGCAGAGAAUUGCUCAUGCUGGAAUGGACCUCAUCCCAAUGAUGAACAGACUCAUCUUAUCGUGUCUCAGAACAUCAGAGAAUCUCAGAGAGAAUAAGACAAACAGUAGACACGAACAAGAGAGGCAGCGUAAGAUAAGCCGGGAGUCCAUGUCGUCAGCGUCAGAGGAUCUUGUUGCACCUUCUUACAGUAUGAGCAGCAUUGUUGUAUCAGCCCUCGCUAUUUCCUACAACUGUCUCUAUGCAUCGAGGGAUCGUGAAGUCAUGGUGGUGUGCUGCCAAUGUGGAUUCAUCCGGACCGUGGUGAGUCUACUGAGCCGUACUAGGAACAUAAUCAUCGGUGAGGUUUGCCUGAGAAUCCUGGAUCUAAUUGGGGAGUGUGGUGGGAACACGUCCACGGCACUCCUGAAGGAGUACCAGGUCAUGAAGGAGGCGAGUAGGCUAUGGCAUUACAUGGUCCGCCGUGAUAUGAUCACCAAAUCAGGGUUCCUGGUGGCCGGGUUGAUCGCCCAACUCGGAGGGAACCUCCGGCACGGGGAUGGCACCUACAACUGGCCAUGUAAUCCAGGGACAGGGAACAAGCGAACAGCACUCUUCCGUACCCCUCACCUCAAGAUGAUCCGGUGGUGUUCCUCCCCCGGAUGCGGUCGUUCCGAGGAGCAGUCAGGCCAGAAGUUCCGACUGUGUUCACGGUGUCGGCUAAGCCGAUACUGUAGCGAGGACUGUCAGAGGUAUCACUGGAACCGUGGACACAAAGUCGAGUGCUUCCCGAUUCUGUCGAGGGAUCAUAGCUUUACUGUGGAGGAGGAACAGAGUUAACGUUUUGAAAGCGACUAUCCUCAAACUCAAAUCCCAAAAGGCACAAUUUAAACACGCAUUGUACAUGACUGUGUCCCCCUGUGUUGCAACGGUGUUAGUCAAAGAGGUGUCUGGGUGCUUUUUAUAAUUUGAUGGACUCGCUGUAUUAUGUAAUUGUGAAGGUGAAAACGCUGUUUGCGUGUUAAACAGUGUUUUUGUCUGGUACAAUGACGUGCUAUAUCACAAGUUACCACUUCCAUUUGAAUUCAUCAGACUAUAAAGAGACAGUUGCCAUGUCACAUGAUUCGGGACAAGCUUUUUUAUAAGAGACGACGAACACACAUUUUUGUGCAUAAUUCUGAUUGAAUGUUUAUGGUACAAUGAUGCCAAUGGCUUUGCUCCUAUUAUGGAGGGUGGUAUUAAAAAGCUUGUCAGAACCAUAAGCAACAUCUCUAUAGUCUGAGGAUUUCAAAUUGAAGCAGACGUCAAUGUAACAGACCGUAUUCAACUAUAACUCGCAAAUGGCUUAUUAAUAUGCUCCUCGUGGUUCAACUUAAUAAUUAAGUUUGGGGAUUCCCCUUACGGAACCUAUGACACCCCCCCCCCUUAUCAUGCCGCAAUGUGAUGUGAUUGAACAGGUGUUGCUUCCGCAAAAAAACAAAAAAAAAACAACGAACGCAAUACUUAUCAAACUAUUAGCCAACGUAAACAUGUAUCCCCCGAAUUCUGCUCUUCCUCAACAGCCAAAUUUUGCACGCAAUAAUGACACAGAGAUAAUGAGAUGGGAGACUUUUUGGACGCUUGGUGGCAGCAGACUUACCAGGUAAAAUUCAUUGUUCUCGGUCAUGUGCGCACGCUCAGAACUACGUAAACAAUGGAAAUUUACCUUGUAACUCUGCUGCCACCUAGCGUCCCAAAGUCCCCCAUUGUUAAUUAUUAGUGUAGAACCCAGAAUCCAUGGAAUUCCCUUUGUUGUUAACAUAAUCAUCCACCUCGCUAUAAAGGGAAAUUUACACCGACGGUCUAAAUUGUUUACUUAAUGUACAUUAAAGUUCUGUAUAAAUAUU